AAGCUGCGCCUUCUACCCCCUCAUACUGGUAGACUGCUCUUCUGCUCACAAAAGCAUCCUUAUCCGCUUACAGCCUUCCCAGCCUGUGCCAUACAGCCUUGAGAGAUAGAAGAGGGUCACUUAUCGCUCCACACGGACCUUCGGCUGCGGUUCAGUAACGUCAUCGGGCGCCAUCUGCGAGCAACGCUACACCUAGAGCUUUUUCACAGGACCCAGCACUUACCAUGAACAGCACCAGACACAGACUGCUUUACCAGCUAAACAGUCGCUGGAUCUACGGAAAGAUUCCGCUGCUCCAUUCGAUUGUCUUUCUUUUGCAAAUGGCUGCCGUGAGUCUGCUCACGCGCAAGUACAACCAGUACUAUGCAGCGCGACCAGUCCUCACUACCAUGAUUACCAACGCCGUGUUGGGUGGUAUUGCGGAUACAGUAGCGCAAACACUGACUGCUGUGCGAGAGCGCGCCGUUCGCAAGAAGGGCGGCCCAGGCAAGGACGACUUCCUGGCGAUUGAGAUUCACGACCUUGACAAGCGCAACCCCUUCAACGAGAACGAUCUCAUUCCCGAUUCGAAGAAACUGCCGCCGCCCUUUGAUUUCGAGCGCACCACCAGGUUCAUGUCGUACGGUUUCCUCAUGUCGCCCAUCCAGCACAGGUGGUUCAGGUUCCUGUCCGCCACAUUCCCCGUCACAAAGACUGCUACAUGGAUUCCGGCGUUGAAGCGCGUGGCUUUUGACCAGUUCCUGUUUGCUCCAGCUGGUCUGGCUGCAUUCUUUACCUUUAUGACAAUUGCCGAGGGCGGCGGUAAGCGAGCUGUGCAGCGCAAGUUCCAGGAUGUCUAUGUGCCUGCGCUCAAGGCCAACUACAUGGUCUGGCCAGCAGUGCAAAUCAUCAACUUCCGUGUCAUGCCCAUUCAAUACCAAAUUCCUUUUGUAUCCAGUGUGGGUAUUGCCUGGACUGCUUACCUUUCCUUGACCAACUCCGCCGAAGACGCCUAAGUCUCUCCUACUACACAAACAGACUUCCCUUGUACAACUAUCAUGGAUACACAUAAGCCAGAUCAUGAAGAUCUUGGUUUGCUGCCCUUGACCUUUUUGUGCAUCUCUACAAUUGAAUGGGCAUUUGCGCGGCGUUGGGUCUGUCGAUCUUUUGUUCAGAGGAGCUAGGGUUUGCGUGUACAACUGUCAACUAGAUCAGAAUGAAAUGCUAUUUCCAUUGUAUUGUACUGUUGGUUUAACAUGA
Messenger RNA from Bipolaris sorokiniana ND90Pr, 1239 nucleotides. RefSeq lists its product as uncharacterized. The transcript is spliced from 4 exons. Bases 225 to 995 code for a protein of 256 amino acids. Gene Ontology annotation, cellular component: cytoplasm; membrane. The record is from RefSeq and is a predicted model, not a curated record. NCBI's taxonomy places the organism in Eukaryota, Fungi, Ascomycota, Dothideomycetes, Pleosporales, Pleosporaceae.